Molecule: messenger RNA, 988 nt
Organism: Chara braunii
Lineage: Eukaryota; Viridiplantae; Streptophyta; Charophyceae; Charales; Characeae
Source: the annotation of a GenBank genome assembly
CCAAGCUUUGCAAACCUGCGGAGACAUUCUGUGACUUUAACAUGUCAUAGUGGAUGGAGGGUUACGAUCCGGAGCAGUGCCCAUGCAGAACGUGAAGGUACACGGACAUGCGCAGCAGCUGGUCGAUUGAAUUGCUCCACAACGAGGGCUACACGCACGUCAUCACCCUGGACUCAGCAAUCACAGAUAGUCCGCUACUGCAGAACAUCAUCAAUGCAGGCCUCAAUCAUAUCCCGUGCAUGGCUCUGGAUGUGGAUGAAGCAAUCACCGAGUUUGGCAACUUUUUGGACGAGCUUUUUGCGCGGGUGAUGAAGCUGCACGACCUUACGGAUUCCACCAAGUCCUUUCUUCGGAGGAUCAUCAUGAAGAAGGGGAAGGAGAAGAUGGAGAAGUACCAAGCGACACACAGGCACGUCGCCGUGGAACCAUUCGAGCAUCUGGUCGUCAAGAGAGAACUGGCGUUCCUAACUAGCAGGUUUCUCAUCUACCCAACGGACAAGGCUCCCAUCAUGUCGGCCUUUGUCUGCAAGAACUUCAUACACAAGCUGGCCUUUCAGAGACUGUAUGGCCCUGAGUUUGCUAGCAUUCUCGCGCCGCCCGCAGCCGUCUUAUCACGCAUUCGGGGCGAACUCUCUGCCUUAUCGGAGCUUCCUGCUGCGACGGCCGCGCUCCCAUAUCUCAUGGAGUACAUUGACGACCUAGGCACUGUCAACAACGCCGUCAUGAAAACCUUUUUGAGUAAGAGGGAAGGCCGACAGGCAGUUGACCCCUGCUGGAUCUACCCGGAUGAGUUCAUUGAGAUCAAGGAGAACACGAAGGUGGAUGGAGACGGACUUGGCCGGGUGGCCAACUUUCUCAGCAUGACCAUCAUGGUCACCUCCCCGUUGAACGGUUCCUACUCCACUACGAGGCAUGACAGGCGCAUUGGACUGGGCUUUGCCCCAUGCAGAUUCAUUUAGUACAAAUCCAACAAAAGCAUCAGGCAAUC